This is a messenger RNA of Staurois parvus, 308 nucleotides long. Lineage: Eukaryota; Metazoa; Chordata; Amphibia; Anura; Ranidae. The record is from the annotation of a GenBank genome assembly.
UCAUGCCCCAAACAUGUUAUUAUUUUUAACAUAGGCCUCUGUAUGGCCUUCAAUUUAAGCUGCUUACGCUUCGCCACUCUGCCAUGGGCCCCUGUACCGCCUCCUCUUGCUGCUGCCAGGUCCAGAGCCUCUGUAUGGCCUUCAAUUUUAGCUGCUUACGCUCCACCACUCUGCCAUGGGCCCCUGUACCGCCUCCUCAUGCUGCUGCCAGGCCCGUAAUCUGCCAUGGGCCCCCGUACCGACUCCCUCAUGCUGCUGCCAGGCCCGUAAUCUGUCAUGGGUCCCUGUACGGCCUCCCAUUGCUGCUG